AUGCCUGCCAUGCUCGAUGACCCUACCGCUCCCACCAUUUAUCGCACGUCUGGCACCUCCCCGUUUCCAGAUCCCCAUGAUCCACGCCCUCCUCUCCCCGUCGAUGUGUUCCCAAGGCAAGUCACUCUGCGUGACAGGGUUACCGUCGCCACCAUUAUUCCCUUUUCCACGCAGGACCAAGUGCCACAGUCUCUGCUCUCUUAUCUCAGUGACCAACUGAACAAGGAGAUUGAGACAGGGGAUACAUACCCAAUGCUCAACCCCAUGGCACCCGAGCAAUUCGCCUCAUACUGGUUCCAGAACUUUGGUGCCAUUAUGCUUCUAGGGGACAUCGGGGGUGUGGACGAGGUGGUUGAAGGGAAGAAUUGGGCUACUGAGUGUCUUGGGAGUUUUUAUAUUAAGCCCAAUUACCCCGGGCGAAGCAGCCAUAUCUGCAACGCCGGCUUCCUUGUGACGGACGCAGCGCGGAAUAAAGGUGUAGGUCGGCUUAUGGGCGAGAGCUAUCUCGAAUGGGCACCCCGACUCGGAUACGUCUACAGCGUAUUCAACUUAGUCUACGAAACGAACGUGGCAUCAUGCCGUAUCUGGGAUGCCUUGGGAUUCAAGCGGAUUGGCCGAGUAAAAGGAGCAGGGGAUCUGAAGAGCUACCCAGGACAGCUCAUAGAUGCCAUCAUUUACGGCCGGGAUUUGGGCCCUGAGGGCGAGGACUUUGUGAGUGAAGAGCGCUUCGACAAGAUCAAAUUCUACCUCAAAUACGGCAAAUAUCCAGCGGGUGCUGAUCGUGCAGAGAAAAGCAGACUAAGGAGCGCCGCCACACACUACAACCUCCUCCCCGGGACCGACAAGCUGAUGCUGAAGUCAAAGGAAGUCAUCUCGGAUCCACAGCGUCAGUAUGAGAUUGCGAGGAAUGUGCAUAUCUUGCAGCAUGGCGGGAUUAACAAGACGACCGCUACGAUUGCAGAGAAAUACCAUUGGGUCCGUAUUAAAGAGACCGUCAGCCUUGUGAUCAGAAAUUGCACCCAGUGUAAAGAAUUAGGGAAGGCUCCGGUUGUACGCGCCAACGAUGGUGUCCGCCCUUCCCCGGCUGCCCUUCGAUCCGCAUCUUCAUCAAGUCACGGGAGCGUUACUCUAGGAGAGAGUGGGUUAAGUCGCUCACACCCACACCAACACCCACAUCAACACCAUAUACAACAUCAACACCAAGAACAUCAGCACCAACACCAGCUUCAACAUCAGCUAGCCUCAGAUGAAAAAGGCUUCCCCGCCGAAGCAGGCCAAGGCUCCGUCUCACCCCAAGUGCUAAACCGUACACUGCCUCAAAACUCACAAUCCUCCCAUACGUCUCAUCCCCAUUCCCAUACCCACCAAAUACAGUUACAUCCGCCUCUCCAACACCCUCACCACGCACCCGCACCUAUAGCCCGCAUGGCAGACGCCUACAUGCCCCUAGACCCCCAGAUCAUGGACCCCCAAAUAAUGGAAGAUGUUCACCACCACUUAGGGAGUUACGACACCUCCGCCCACCACCACCAGCCCGAGCAUGUCCAACAUCACCACGAUUACCAAGACCAAGAUCAUGACUCCUUCCAGGCUAUGCUUUCCGUUUCCGCCGUCAACCAUCACCACAAAGGCCCCAUCGACGUAGACGAGAACCCAGACACAGAUUUGGAUAUGCUUAUUGAUCAGGAUGAAGGGGAUGGUGGGGGAGAGGCGGGAGGUCAUACGGAUGGGUCAGGGUACGUCGGAGGGGAUCAUCGAUUUGAUUCGCACGAGAGGGGAGGUGCUGCGGGUGAUGAGGCGGUUGUGCAGUUACACGCAGAGGCUGCCGCGAGGGCCGCGGAGGAGGCUCUAAGGAGUGUUGGUGUUGGGGGUGUCGGAGGUGUUUAG
Venustampulla echinocandica is the source of this 1887-nucleotide messenger RNA. RefSeq lists its product as uncharacterized. The record is from RefSeq and is a predicted model, not a curated record. NCBI's taxonomy places the organism in Eukaryota, Fungi, Ascomycota, Leotiomycetes, Helotiales, Pleuroascaceae. Gene Ontology annotation, molecular function: acyltransferase activity, transferring groups other than amino-acyl groups. Bases 1 to 1887 code for a protein of 628 amino acids. The transcript has a single exon.